AUGAAGCGAUACUCCAUAGCUCCCGGGCUGACGCGCCGCAAAUCGGCGCAUGUGGGCUCAGGCGCGGGCUCGGACCCGGCUGCGACGUUGGAGCUUGAAAAACUAGAGCAAGAAAUCACCCUUACUCUUCAAGAAAUUGACAAAAAUUUAUCCAAGGCGAACGCAGUAAUUUCUGAAAAAAUGUUCCCAAUUCUUGCUAAAUACGCUCAAUCGUCUCAGAAAGUGUGGAACAAUGCCAAUUUUUGGAAAUACUUCUUGGAACAGGCAGCAGACGUGGAACUUACCAGCUACGAAGCACCGGCCAAUUUAGGCACCAAUUUGAAUACAAUUGCCAAUUCUAAGCGAGCUGACGCUCAGGAAAACCAAUGCGAAACCACAUCGAAAUCCACUACCGACUGGCUUGAAAAAGACCACCAGAACACAGACCAUGCUCAUCGGCUCGAUGUCGCGAAAAAUCAGGGCCACGCUUUUGCCGGUCUCGGAGAAACUCCUACGUGGUCACCUGAACGUCCUCACAAGGCAGAUGAUAUACAAGCGUCGACUCCAGAAGCAAUACGAAAAAAUGCAAAUCCCGGGGCUGUUGUCCAGCCAACACCCCAAAUGAUCACCCACACCAUCCGCCAGUCUCUUGACAAUUACCACCGAAUAUCCAUCUCUCCACGAAAGGAUACCCGCGCCACCACCAGUGAGCGCCACCGCCGCGAUUCGGUGAUUCGUAAAUUUAUCAAUUCGUCGCCAACACUUCCGGAACCACCAGUACUCGUUUCGGACUUUGGACCACCUUCUCCAUCCAAAAAUGUCCGUGAUCUGGCUCAACUUCAGGCCCAGGUUCUUGCAGCUACUCCCAUGCGAGAUCCGCCCUUUCGCAGCCAAAAUUCGUUGCAGAGGUUCCCGCGAACUCCAAAAAUUGGUGCCGAUUCCAACGAGCCGGUGGAUAUAAUGAGAACACCUUUGGGGGUACGGAUCCGAUACGGAGACGAUAGCGAGUUGGCGCCUCCAGAAAUGGAAACUAACACCAACAAAGCUAGUGUGGAAGAAAAUAUGCAACUUCCAGACUUGCAAACCAUAGAAACUGGGUCCAAUAAACGGCGUCGAUUGUCGACUGCUGACGACGAACAAAAUGUGUUUUUAGACCAGAAUAGCUGGACUCAACCACGAGAAAAUACCCUGACAAAUUCCAAUUUGCUUGAAGCAUUUGAAGACGUGGCCACCAAUUCGUCAAUAACAUUAAAGCAGACGGGUGUGUCUGGUGAAAAACCGCAAGAUUUAUUUGCAACCAUUGAGCACGAUACCACAGAUAAUAGCACGUCGGAAUUGGGGCAGUUUUACAGAGAUCGGCUUAAGGAGUUUACGAAUUACGGCUCCUGA
Messenger RNA from Meyerozyma guilliermondii ATCC 6260, 1368 nucleotides. It is a transcript of the gene ASK1, whose product is annotated as Ask1p. The transcript has a single exon. Gene Ontology annotation, cellular component: mitotic spindle; mitotic spindle pole body; DASH complex. Gene Ontology annotation, biological process: attachment of spindle microtubules to kinetochore. The coding region runs from base 1 to 1368 and encodes 455 amino acids. The record is from RefSeq and is a predicted model, not a curated record. Lineage: Eukaryota; Fungi; Ascomycota; Pichiomycetes; Serinales; Debaryomycetaceae.